AUGGAGACGGUGGAGGAGGACGUGGAGGAGUACAGCUGGCGGGAGGUGGUGCUGCCGCAUCUCGUCCCCGUGGUCCCCGACGGCGCGCCGCCGGAGCUCGAGCGGGAGACCGGGGAGCGGCGCCGCGGCAGGGACCUCCUCGUCGCCGUCGACUUCGGCCCGAACUCCAAGCACGCCUUCGACUGGGCGCUCGCGCACAUCGCGCGCAUGGCCGACACGGUCCACCUCGUCCACGCCGUGUCCAGUGUGCAAAAUGAGAUUGUGUAUGAUAAAAGUCGGGAGCUGAUGGAGGAUUUAGCCGUUGAGACAUUCAAGACGUUACUGGUCCGAAGCAAGGCCAGAAUUGUUGAAGGAGAUGCUGGAAAAGUUAUUUGCCGAGAAGCAGAUCGACUGAAGCCCGCUGCUGUCAUUCUUGGUACACGUGGUAGAGGCCUUAUUCAAAGUGUGUUGCAGGGAAGUGUCAGUGAGUAUUGCUUCCACAACUGUAAAGCAGCACCAAUUAUCAUUGUGCCUGGCAAAGAAGCUGGUGAACAGUCUGUGCUUUGA
Miscanthus lutarioriparius is the source of this 546-nucleotide messenger RNA. The record is from the annotation of a GenBank genome assembly. NCBI's taxonomy places the organism in Eukaryota, Viridiplantae, Streptophyta, Magnoliopsida, Poales, Poaceae.